AUGUCCUCAGGAAACAGAUAUUUUCAUCCAAGGAGUGAACGAGACGAGCAUAGAGUGCUUCUUAUGAAUUGUAGUGCAGAUGCUUUCCUCGAUCCUCGAAGUUGGUGGGCUAGCGCAGCCAAUAUCGCCCCACCACUCGGAAGUGCUUUUGGGAAAGCCAGGGUAAUUGCGAACCAGGCAAAUGCUGAAAGUGAAGAAGCAGAUGAGUUUCUUGAACGUAGUAGACCUUCAUCGAGGCUUAAUACUAGAGACGAUUGGGUCACACCCCACGAACCAUCUUUCGCUGAGGUCUGUCAAGAGAUCUCACAAAGAUUUGAUCAUUCAAUGAAAAUAUGUCAACCAGCUCGCCCAGAAGAAGUAAAGGAAGCGAUAUUCAGUGGAAGAAUGACCAGAAAAGCGAGAGAUACUUUACUUCCUAGUGGGUUUAAGACUCCACCUAGGAAACUAUCAAUCACGCAAUUGCAAAACUAUCGACGUGAAGUUUGCUCACCUUCUGCAAGUUCUCGAUCCCGGUCUCCCUCUUCCUCCCCUUCCUCCUCUCAAUCUUCCUCCGAGAUUUCUUCUGGAUUCUCAUACCCUUUUCAUACUCCGGAAAAUAGAAUUGAUCCUCAUAGAGCAUCAUUUGAAGAAGAAGAAGAUAGUCUAGACUAUUAUCUCCGUUCUUCUUAA
Messenger RNA from Melampsora larici-populina 98AG31, 669 nucleotides. RefSeq lists its product as uncharacterized. The coding region runs from base 1 to 669 and encodes 222 amino acids. The transcript is spliced from 3 exons. The record is from RefSeq and is a predicted model, not a curated record. Lineage: Eukaryota; Fungi; Basidiomycota; Pucciniomycetes; Pucciniales; Melampsoraceae.